CCUACAUAAAGGCAGGAGAGUUUGAAGUCUCAUCAUAUGAGAGGGUGCUUUCAAGUAGGGUACUGCUGUUGUCUAUUCCAUUUGGAUUAUUAUUACUGUCAAGCAACUGCACUGCUGUCACCUGGCAUCCAUAGCCCUUCUGUGUUCCUAAUUUUCUGUGUGAAUUGGAGGGCAGCGAGAGAAGAUGCAUCUGGUCCUCAGGGUACUGUGUAUCUCUAUGCUCACACUGUGUUGCCUGAGUAGCACUGGUGAGAUAGGUUGUAAACAAUGGACAACCUCUGCUGGUUCUCCUGAUGUCUGCUGUGAAAGGUGCAAUCCAGGGAACCGUCUGGUGACACGCUGUGGACCAGACCCAGAAAAGCUCUGCGUUCCAUGUAGGAAUGAGACCUACACAACUGAUGGUACAUCACACUCCUGUCUCAGGUGUACUCAGUGUGUAGGUGGCGCCCAAUUCCUUAAGAAGGCCUGUACAAAAAGCAAGGACACAGAAUGUGACUGUAGGGCAGGAUUCCGAUGUGGUGAUGACCACUGUUCCUUCUGUGUUGAGGAGUGUGGGAAAGGCCAGGAACCUCUUCCCGCUGCACGGUCCUGCCGGAAUUGUCCAGAUGGGACCUUCAAUGACAAAAUCCAUGAGAAGUGCAAGUCUUGGAGAACAAGCUGUCUGCAUCCCAAGGAACACAUUGUUUCAGUGGGAGAUGCAGUUAGUGACAGCAAGUGCGGCAUUGCCAACAUUGUAACGCCCGAAGUCAACACCUUACCUUCAACACAGGCGGACCCUGAGGGGCUGGUUUGGGCUAUAAGUGCCUCAUUUGGGGUCUUUAUCAUCCUUAUCAUCUUGUUUCUGGUCAUCAUCACUAAAAAGAAGCCAGAGAAGACAGCCCCCAAGGAGCCAACCCUUAAUGAGCUAACUCACCCUACAGAUGAACCCAGGAGCCUGGUGGUGACCAGUUUCCAUCACCCUCAGCAGGAGCAGGGCAGCAGCUCUGAAAUCCUGUGCUCCCAGGACUUUGAGACCAAGCUCCUGCCUGUGUGAGUGGCAGUGGACUUACUUUCUCGUGUACUUAUUUCUACUUCAUGUGUUUUUGUUCCACUUWARUUUUUUAAUUUAUUUUUUUAAUGUAUUACUGAUAUUUAUUGUUGCAUUGUUGGGAAAGGCAUUUCACUGUACUUGUGCACGUGACAAUUAACUUGGAACAGGGUCAUACUAUUGAUCACUACUUCACACUGGCACUCGGAUGCCUACACAUUGCUAGCUGACGCUACUGCUGAUACAGUUGGACUCUAGCUCUGCUGGACCAUGCUACUGAGUCGCUGGGAAUAAGACAUUGAGGCUUAGAUCAUUUUUUGAAUUUGUGAUAUUUUUAAUACCCCAGUCAUUUUCUUAUCUCACAGGCACAUUCAAAGGUAAACUAGGUCACUAUGUUAAGAUUAUGUACAUGUCAGCUAGCAAACUGAUAUUCAAAUGUCAGUAGUGAUGGGGAAGUUUAGGGGGGAAAACAAUGUCACUAUAUGACAUAUGCAUUAGCAAUUGGCUACAGCUGGACUAGUUCAACUAUUUACAUUUUCUGGUUUCAUAAAGGACAUUUGCCAUCAGUUUAUGGCCUGAAUAUGAAAUACUACUCUUGAAAUGUGUAUGAAGGUAGUAUCAGAGCCAUGACCUGUCUUAAUGUAACAGUGAAUGAGGGGGUACAGCAGUAAAAAAAAGACAGGAAGCGCUGUAUAGUUGUGACUGGCAGCCUCCAUGCCUCCCACUGGCUUAUACAGUAUCAUAGUCACGUUUUUUUCUCAGUUCCCUGAAUGGCUAAACCUAGCUGCCCACAGUUUCUAAGCUGAAGGGAAUACCCCUACUUAAUAUACUGUACAACCCGAAGUGUGACGAACGUUUUAUUGCGCAAGGUUUGACGAAGAGCAAGUGCAGAGUAAUGCCUCAGCACUUUAAGAAUUAGAUUUAUGAUAAAUGUACCAAUGUGGUACCGUAUGUGACUUGGAGCCACUUUCCUGUGUGACUGUACUGCUUUUGUUGACUGGUAUCGAGUCAAGGACAUUCCACUUGGAUCAUUCAUCCCACCCUCCCCUGUAACCAUUCCAAGUCAUUGCUGUAAAUGAGAGAAUGUGUUUUCAGUCAACCUACCUGGUUAAAUAAACAUUGACAAAGACA
This is a messenger RNA of Salvelinus sp. IW2-2015, 2158 nucleotides long. RefSeq names its product tumor necrosis factor receptor superfamily member 9-like. Lineage: Eukaryota; Metazoa; Chordata; Actinopteri; Salmoniformes; Salmonidae. Gene Ontology annotation, molecular function: protein binding; signaling receptor activity. Gene Ontology annotation, biological process: regulation of cell population proliferation. The record is from RefSeq and is a predicted model, not a curated record.